AUGAAUCCCCACUACCAUCCGUACUCGGAUCUCUCCUCACCACACUCGCCCAGUCCGGACAAUGCCGGCAGCUACCCGCAGCUGACCCCGCACCAUAAUGGGCACGGGGGUGGCGGCGGUGGUGGUGGUGGUGGCGGUGGCGGAGGUCCCAACUCGAUGGUCAGCCAGAUGGACGGCCAGCAAGGAUUCCAUCAGAUGAACAGCGGCAAUGGCGGCGGUCCCGUCAAACACUGCGCCGGUUGUGGAGGCAAAAUCACGGAACGGUUCUUCCUGCACGCGCUGGACCGAUAUUGGCACAACUCCUGCCUGAAGUGUUCCUGCUGCGGCGCGAUGCUGGCCGAUAUCGGGUCCAGUUGCUACACCCGCAGCGGCAUGAUUCUCUGCAAAGCCGAUUACUCCAGGUUAUUCGGAACCGGUGCUUGCUCCGCCUGCCAUCAAACGAUACCCGCCAACGAGUUCGUGAUGCGAACGACGUCCCACACGACGAUAAACAACAACCUGAACGCCGCCGCCAACAACAACAAUCAAAACGGCACCGCCAACAACAACAAUAACAACAACAACAACGGCCAGUCGGUUCCGCAGCACCACGUGUUCCAUCUGAAGUGCUUCCAGUGCUCGAAAUGUGGCAGUCACCUGGUGCAAGGCGAUCGAUACUACAUGCUAGGAGGUAGCCUGGUGUGUGAACCAGACUGGCAUAAGCUGGUGAAGACGACCAACAACCAAACGAACCCGCCACUGCGCAAGGGCAAGGUGGGAAGGCCCCGGCGCUCCCGGGACUGA
Anopheles nili is the source of this 783-nucleotide messenger RNA. RefSeq names its product LIM domain transcription factor LMO4.1. The transcript has 3 exons. The record is from RefSeq and is a predicted model, not a curated record. Lineage: Eukaryota; Metazoa; Arthropoda; Insecta; Diptera; Culicidae. The coding region runs from base 1 to 783 and encodes 260 amino acids.